This is a messenger RNA of Drosophila teissieri, 1212 nucleotides long. It is a transcript of the gene tap, whose product is annotated as basic helix-loop-helix neural transcription factor TAP. The record is from RefSeq and is a predicted model, not a curated record. Bases 1 to 1212 code for a protein of 403 amino acids. Gene Ontology annotation, molecular function: protein dimerization activity. NCBI's taxonomy places the organism in Eukaryota, Metazoa, Arthropoda, Insecta, Diptera, Drosophilidae. The transcript has a single exon.
AUGGCCGCCUGCUACAAUGCCUACAGCGCUGGAUCGCAGUCCUUUGACUUCGACGAGGACGACGACGACGCCUCCUUCGACAGUGGCUACGAGAAGAGUUUCGAGACGGAGGCCCAGUUGAGCUCGCGCCGCCGCCUGGACUUCGGCACUCCUCCGACUCCGGCGAUCCCGCAACCGUACUCCGGCGGCACCUGGGACGCCGUACCGCUCAGCUCUCCGCCGGCGGGCUUCGUGGGACUGCUCGAUACGAGCAGCAAUCACAGCACCCGGAGCGGCAGGACGCUGGUGGAGCAUCUGAACAGCCGGGCUCCCAAUGGCGCCUUCGAUCCGCCAUUGACUAGUACGCCGAUGAAGUCGCCAGAGGAUCCCGAUGCGCCGCGACCCAAACGCAAAUAUGCCGUCGGCAAAAACAGAGUAACUCGCUCGCGCAGUCCCACCCAAGUGGUGAAGAUCAAGCGAUUCCGCCGCAUGAAGGCCAAUGACCGAGAGCGGAAUCGGAUGCACAACUUGAAUGAUGCACUGGAGAAGCUGCGGGUCACUCUGCCCUCGCUCCCCGAGGAGACGAAGCUGACGAAGAUCGAGAUCCUACGAUUUGCGCACAACUAUAUCUUCGCCCUGGAGCAGGUGCUGGAAAGCGGGGGUUCAAUCAACCUGGACCUGGAGAAGCUGCAGAACUUCACGCUGAGUGGUGAGAGGAUUACCAAGGAGCUCUUCGAUGCUCUUUUCGUGAAUCCACAGCCGUAUCCCAUGUUCGGUCGAAUGUUCCCCUAUGGUCAGGGAAUGGCGCCUCUGGCCCAGCAUCAGACUGCUCCAGCUUCGCAUGCGGAACAGCCUCCGGCGAUGGGCGGCUUUCAGCACGGCAUGGAGUACCCGCAGCAGCUACCGGGAUUCGACUUUACAGGCAGCAUGCGGUUUUACCACCAACAGCAGCAUCAGCAGCAGCAGCCGCAGCCGCAUCAGCCUCACCAUCUGCAGCCUAAUCCCCAGCAGGAGUCCAGCCCGCAGCAGUUCUCGCAGGAGAAAUACGAUCUCUUCAGGGGAUCCUUCGAUGCAGCUGCCAAUCUUCAUCCUACUAACUUGGACUCUGGGAUUCACCAGCAGAGCAGCUUCUACUCGCAAACACCGCCGUGGAAGGACUAUCCGGAGGAUCAGGCUCAAGCACUUGCCGUUCCACAUCCACACAGCUACAAACACUUCGCCCCACAGGUGUAG